Messenger RNA from Gymnodraco acuticeps, 3625 nucleotides. It is a transcript of the gene rab1ba, whose product is annotated as zRAB1B, member RAS oncogene family a. The transcript has 6 exons. The record is from RefSeq and is a predicted model, not a curated record. Bases 301 to 906 code for a protein of 201 amino acids. Lineage: Eukaryota; Metazoa; Chordata; Actinopteri; Perciformes; Bathydraconidae. Gene Ontology annotation, molecular function: GTPase activity; GTP binding.
UCACCUCACGUCACUACCGCACCUGCGCAGCCAUCUUGAGCUCCUAGCAAGCAACGGACACAGAAGGCAGAAAAUAGGAGUAAAUUACGGCAGCCUGACCCGAAGAAACAAGGAUAUGUCCGCUAGUAUCGAGGGUAUAUGAAACGAUAAAGGUCGAAUACAGUGGAACGACCUCGGGACGAUAACGGAGACGGUAAAACAGCCAUCCAAGUGCCUAGGAUACCCGGACCUACAAGUCAUCUUUUUCGCCGGAGUAGGAAGGAAGAUUCGCCGACAGAAAAACACAUCCAGAGAGAAACCAUGAAUCCCGAAUAUGACUAUCUGUUCAAGCUCCUCCUCAUUGGAGACUCUGGAGUAGGAAAGUCCUGUCUCCUGCUGCGUUUUGCGGAUGACACCUACACAGAGAGCUACAUCAGCACCAUCGGCGUGGACUUCAAGAUCCGCACCAUCGAGUUGGAUGGCAAGACCAUCAAACUGCAGAUUUGGGACACUGCCGGUCAGGAGAGGUUUCGUACCAUCACCUCCAGUUACUACCGCGGAGCUCACGGCAUCAUUGUUGUAUAUGAUGUGACGGAUCAGGAGUCCUAUAACAACGUCAAGCAGUGGCUGCAGGAAAUCGACCGCUACGCCAGUGAAAAUGUCAACAAGCUUCUGGUGGGCAACAAGUGUGACCUGACCACUAAGAAAGUAGUGGACUACACAACAGCCAAGGAGUUUGCCGACUCCCUGGCCAUCCCCUUCCUGGAGACCAGCGCCAAGAACGCCACCAACGUAGAGCAGGCCUUCAUGACCAUGGCAGCAGAGAUCAAGAAGCGCAUGGGCCCCGGGGCCACAGCCGGCGGAGACAAGCCCAACCUCAAGAUCGAUAGCACUCCUGUCAGGCAGUCCGGAGGGGGCUGCUGUUAAAGACCCCUCGCUCCACACCCGCCCACCCACCCUGACCAUCACCUCCACCAUUCCCACUGAAAUCUCCCUCUCUUCUCCAUCUGUGUUCCCUCACCCCCCCCACUCCUCCAUCACACCCCCCUCUAUCCGCCCUUCUGGAGAUCCGGGGGCGGUUGAUCAGAGGAGUAAACUGUAAGAUUGUUAAGAUUAGGAAACAUUUGGGCCCCUACACCCGUCAAACAACGGAGAGAGGAAAGGGAGGGACCCUGAGGCCACUUUUACUUUCUGCCAAGAGGACAGAGAGGAAACAGAAACACGGGGAAGAUUGCUAUUGAUUUAGGAUGGAAGUGAGGCAGGUUAGGUUUAGAUACAAGUGAGCUUAUUGCCACACACACACACACACACACACACACACACACACACACACACACACACACACACACACACACACACACACACACACACACACACACACACACACACACACACACACACACACACACACACACUGUAGAUGCUCUUUUCCUGAACAGUGACUCGUGGUUUGAAAUGUAUUGAUGGAGAUCCAGGGGAAAGCCUCUCCCUCCAUCUGUCCUCUCCCUGAAGCCACUGUGUUUCUUAAGGUGUGUUCAGACAGGAAGCAAUGACACUCUUGUGGUUUAUCAUUCACAUGCUCUCCACAACUUGCUGUUCUAAUGCUUGACUCGCCCUUUUUAUGCGCUGUCAGUUGAAAGGAAACAUUUGCCUCUGCCAACUACGAGCUAAGACAGUACUUGGCAAACAGCCAAUCAUAUUGCAGCGGGUCAACAGGCCCAACCACCUACACUUGGCAUCAGAUGUGUGCUAUCCCCUUUGAUUGCCAAAGGCUUUGGACAAGCAUUAUGUAGUUUCCCCACAAACUAUUAUAUCCAACUGCUGUUCUUAAACUGUGGAUUGUUGUUUUCAAUUCUGCAUCAACCGAGGAUUUAUAUUACUAUUCAUUUCUCUGUAACUCCACUACAACCACACUACCAGCUGGUAGGGCAGCAGGGGACACACGUCUGAUCCCAGACCCCCUGGGUGAACCUGCAUCUGUUUAUGCCUUUCCAUAGAGUUUGUAUGCAAUCUCGCUAGCAUUAAGAAUUGACCUCGGUUUCUGUCUGAACACACUUUGAGGGAACUGGCAGUAGUCAUGUGAAGAAUGAAAACUCCUCACAUGCAGCUAAUGCUGAAUAAGGCCAUGGUCACACUUUUGCUAAAUGAAUAUUCAACUCACCUUGACUUCCAUUCGACACGAGUGAUGACGAAUCUUUGCUUGGCAUAGAGUUCAACUUUGGUCAAAUCCGUCAGGGGUCUUCAUUAGCUCAUGUGUGACCUUGCCCUAAACUGAUCAUCAUUGUUGGGUUGAAGUUCCAAACAUUGUUGGAUGCAGUCCCACAUGUGCACCACGGAAAAGAGGCUUUUGGAACCCGACAAUGAAGCAUUCUGAAGGGGCAGAGCAAAAUAAAAGUCACCUUCUAGCGCAACAAGCUAGGUAGCAUAGGGGCUACUUGUGGGGCUAAUUUGCAAGCCAACCAGUUGCAUUUAGCAAGCCAGCUAGCUUGGUCGCUAACAGCCAGUUAACACGGUUUACUCAAGAGGCCACUCUGUACCAUAGUGUGUAUGGUACCGCACGGCUAAUACCAUAGCCUGCUUCAUUUUGGAUCUAUGUUCUCUUAAGUCAGAACGUGAUUGGUCAGCUGCAUUUCCUCUGAAAUGAAUUGUUUUGCUACUUUGGCUCGGCUACAUACAGGAGAGAGAUCUAGAUGCAAAGAGGGAUCGUACUUGGUUCUGAAGGAAGCAUUCACUGCUCAACACUUGGGGAAGAAGAGGAGUACUGGCAGGUGACUUAAUUCCACAUAUAGACGUCAGAGCUGGGGUGGAGGCGCGGUUGUGAGAACAGCAGGAUAUGGGGUUCAUUUGACUUUUAGUUUUCAUCUCAUACAUUAAAAGCAAGCAACGUGACAACAUGCUGUAACAUUUGACACGGGGGCUUCCUGGAUACACUAAAUAUUACAGAGCAGAUGCAUAGAGGGGGCGAAGAUUUAACUGAAAUGAAAGCGAUUGGCAACAUUCUGCAUUGAUCUUACAAUUUAUUGUUGUUGUGGUUUUAUUGUUUUUUUUUUAUUUACUCAUCGACACUUCUGAAGGAGACGUGUAUCAUUUGCUUAAAUUCUCAUGCUCAGCGGGUGACGGGUAGCUUUUAGGAUUUCAUUUCUUGCUUGUUUGCAGGUGGAGGUGUGUUGUGGGUGUGCCUGUUUGCUGGGGGGGGGGCUGCUGUUCCUUCCCUGAGAACGACCUGUUGUAAUCGUGUCACAUUCGGACAAACGGUUAGCCAUUUCUUAUUUGUCCCUGUGCAUUUUGGGUUUCUGAUCAGAUGCUUUAGUUUGCCAGUUGUGAUUAUUUUGUUCACAUUUGAGUCCCUUACAAUCAUUACUCGCUAUACUUUUAAUAAACAAGGCUAUAUGUUCAAGAACAGGACAAAGGAGGCACUUUAUUUGAAGUAUACUGAAGCUUUCAUGUUCAACAAAGCAAAAGACCUUUCUACAUGUUUAAAGAAAUGUUAAUAAUCAUGGACACGGACACAGGAAGAAUUCCCAUAUCAUUUAAAACUCCUAAAGGCAUCUUAAAGAAGCAGUGUUUCAGAGUAAACUUGUACUUCAGCGUGACAUUUCAUUCUAUUGGGCAUAUGUACAUGAGAGGAACAUAUUCAAUCCGUCUU